AUGGAGCUUCGGAUGGAUGAGGAGCCAGAGAUCGUGCGCCCUAGUUCAGAAGAUCCUUCAUUGUUGACGCGACAACGAAAUCAUCGAUCAAAGGACAUUUGGAAUGGCGAGGACCUUGGCCCACUUACGUGCUGUGGUCAUGCUAAGGAGAUGUCAAACAUAACGAUGCAAGAUAAUCAGGUGAUUGACAUUAUUAAGUUGGUGGGGCUAGAAGGAUUGUUUAGGGCCCCUUCCAAAGAGAUAGGUCAUUGCCUAAUAUCGGCCUUAGUUGAGCGAUGGCAGCCAAAGACUCAUACGUUCCAUCUUCCACAUGGUGAGAUGUCAAUCACCCUAGAAGAUGUGGAGGUCAUUUUCAAACUUCCUAUAGACGGUGAGGUCUUGGUUGGGCCGAUUGUUGUGGUGGAUGGGAAUUGGAGGCAAAUGUGCAAGGAGUUUCUUGGUUUUGGAGUUCCAGCGAAUGACAACAAAAUUUUGGUGGGCCGAAGAAUUCUCAUCAGUCGCCUUGUUGAGUGCAUUGCAGAGCCAUUACCUCAUAACGCAACGGAGAUUCAGAUACAUCAAUAUGCCCGAUGCUAUAUUUUAGCGCUACUAGGGGAUAAGAUUUUCAUGGACAAGUUGGGAGAUAGGGUGCAUUUGAUGUUCUUGGAGUUCCUGCUGAACCUUCGUGAUCCGCCACAAUAUAGUUAG
Quercus lobata is the source of this 687-nucleotide messenger RNA. RefSeq names its product protein MAIN-LIKE 1-like. The record is from RefSeq and is a predicted model, not a curated record. NCBI's taxonomy places the organism in Eukaryota, Viridiplantae, Streptophyta, Magnoliopsida, Fagales, Fagaceae. Bases 1 to 687 code for a protein of 228 amino acids. Gene Ontology annotation, biological process: meristem development; meristem maintenance. The transcript has 2 exons.